UGCUAAGCUACUGCACCAACACGGACAUGUUUCUCCGACGCACUUGUGCGAAGACGCAACGAUUGAAAUGGCUGUUACACUUCACACGGAUCUAGGAGACAUUAAAAUUGAAUUGUUUUGUGAGCGGACACCGAGAGCAUGUGAGAAUUAUCUUGCCUUGUGUGCCAGUGGGUUCUACAACGGCUGCGUCUUCCACCGAAAUAUUAAAGGUUUCAUGGUUCAAACUGGAGAUCCUACAGGCACAGGCAAAGGAGGAACAAGUAUAUGGGGUCGCAAAUUUGAAGACGAGUACAGUGAACACCUAAAACAUAAUGUCAGAGGAGUGGUGUCAAUGGCGAACAAUGGCCCCAACACAAACGGCUCCCAGUUCUUCUUCACAUACGCCAAACAGCCCCAUCUGGACAUGAAGUACACAGUGUUUGGAAAGAUUAUCGAUGGCCUGGAAACACUGGACGAACUGGAGAAGCUGCCUGUCAAUGAAAAGACGUUCCGACCACUGACUGAAACCAGAAUAAAGGAUGUGACCAUUCAUGCCAACCCUUUUGCUGUAUAGAUAGCUUUCUCUUCAAAUAUGUGGAUGGGCCUUUAACACACACUCUGAUAUUGCCAAUAAGCCUGUUGAUACACUGUAUAGUACAUUGUUAGUUAAUUUGGAUAACUUGUCAGAGAGAGAAAGCCCCUAGACAUCAAAAACGAACAGGGCACUGACGCUGAAACUGUAAGAAGCUUAUUUGUCUGAACAAAAGUUUGUUUUACACCAACAUUUUCCAAAGUGUGACCCAGAAUUUCAAUGUAAUUUGAGUUCAAAAACUUUUAAGAAAUGGUGUGCACCCCCUUCAGACCCAUCUCAGUGUGACAGAGCCUUUGUAAUGAACAAUUAGAGGUUAUUCUUCACCUUUUCAUCUUCAUGCAGUCACAUUUCAGUCCAUCAAAAACACGCCUGACUUUGUAUGGCUGCACUGCUGUACAGAUUCCAAUCUUUUUUCUUAGUAGGUUGUAAAUAAAUUACCAAUGUUUUGUACUGAAUAAAACUUUAAGAAUUAA
Molecule: messenger RNA, 1044 nt
Organism: Epinephelus moara (kelp grouper)
Lineage: Eukaryota; Metazoa; Chordata; Actinopteri; Perciformes; Serranidae
Gene: ppil3
Product: peptidylprolyl isomerase (cyclophilin)-like 3
Exons: 6
Coding region: 68-553 (161 amino acids)
Biological process (GO): protein peptidyl-prolyl isomerization; protein folding
Cellular component (GO): catalytic step 2 spliceosome
Molecular function (GO): peptidyl-prolyl cis-trans isomerase activity
Source: RefSeq, a predicted model, not a curated record